ACUAUUUUCAUAUAACUGUCACAACUGGGGAGAAUUAAUGUUUGUUAACAAUUAUAAAGGAAAUUGAAACAAAAUAGCCAAAUUUGAGAGAUAUUAAUUUUUUUGGUUUUGGUCAAUCAGAUUUAUUAUGACCUAACUCUGUGGCCCAUGGGCCUUGUCAAUAAAAUAUGUUUUAUAAAAAAAGUGUAACCAUCAUUUCUGUACAAUAAAUCCUUAAAUAUCUCUGCUUUUGGUGGGGCGGCCCCUUGCUAACUGGUCUGUUUUCUAGUUCUUUCCGAAAUGGUAUAGUUGUACUUCCUGCUUAUUUUCAUGUACACAACUUUGUUUAUUAUUAUGAUAUAGAUACCCCCAGGAAACGGCGCACACUGAGGGAUGUGGGUAGCAGAACUCCUGCCAAAUCCAAAAAAGCUCUCCACAGAGAACCAGACACGCCAUCCAAGAGGAUUGAGGUCCUGAUAAGCCAAAAGGAGGAGAGGGAACACCUUGUCCAAAGCAUCACCAGUGUGAAAUUGAACAUUGUGGGGAAACUUCACCUUCUACCCCUGGAGAAUGAGGAGGACACUGUGAAUGUACUCUCCUUAUCUUUAUCGCCCGUUCAAAUGGCAAUUCUUGCUGCAGCCAUCAACCAUGUGCCAGAGAACUUUCUUGACAGAAACACCCUUAUUAUGAACAUUUGUAAGGCCUCUCCAGAGUUCAACACCUUGACACCUGAGACCGUGAUGCAGUUCAUACCAGUCUUUCAACGAUGCCACAGCCUUAUGAAGUUUUACAAGGACAAUGAACAAGAUAUCUCAACAAUACUUUGGCAGGCUUCCUGGCACCACAAGGAACCAUUCUUGGCCUUCAUCAAUCCCCCAGUGACUGAGUGUCUGCAGUGUGAAGAAACUUUAUAUCCAACUGCAAGAGUUCCAAUUACUCUCUACCACCUAACUGGACCCAUUCCAGGCCAGAGAGGUGUUCUGAAAUGCAAGUCCUGCCAAAUCUAUUACCAUGUGGAUGGAUAUUCUGUGCCAAAUCAGGGGAAAUCAUUUUAUCCUGCACCCAUCACCUGCCCAUGGAAAAGUGCUAGCAACAGAGUGUUCUGGAGUAAGGACCUGCACGAGUUCCUUUGCGAAUCAAGCAAUCAUGGCUUUGUAUCUCAUCAAGCUUUUGCUGAAAUCUUCAACUCUGUAUACUCCGAUAACCACCCUGAGAGUGAGAAGUUCCAUGCUUGGAGAAACUACAUGUUAAAAGCCACGAGAACUGCUCCAGAGGCCUCCCCAGGUAUAAAUUAGCUUAAUUC
Messenger RNA from Saccostrea cuccullata (small rock oyster), 1282 nucleotides. RefSeq lists its product as uncharacterized. The transcript has 2 exons. Bases 600 to 1274 code for a protein of 224 amino acids. The record is from RefSeq and is a predicted model, not a curated record. Lineage: Eukaryota; Metazoa; Mollusca; Bivalvia; Ostreida; Ostreidae.